Messenger RNA from Tetrahymena thermophila SB210, 1341 nucleotides. RefSeq lists its product as hypothetical. The transcript has a single exon. The record is from RefSeq and is a predicted model, not a curated record. Lineage: Eukaryota; Ciliophora; Oligohymenophorea; Hymenostomatida; Tetrahymenidae.
AUGGCAAACAUCUACUAAUAAGAAAAUAUGCUUACAACCAAAAAUUUACUGAUUGAUGAUAAUCUUUAAUAUAAUGACAGUUCCUAUUAUUCUUAACUUGGAACUUUGACUUCUACUUAAACAAAUGAUCAUAGUUAUCUAAAAAAUUCUGAUACAUCAGAAUGCUCCACUAAGAAACUUUUAGUAGAUAAGUAAGAUGAAAAUAAAAACGAAAUGAAUGAUUAAUACUUAAAAAUUCUGGCUAUUCCUGAUAUAUUUUCAUUUUAAAAUGAUGAUAGCUUCGAAGAAUAAUUUAAAGCUUACUAAGAAGAUCAACUGCUGCAAAAAAAAGAAACAAACAUUUUCACUGAUAAUAAUAACUAUAAUUAAUAUCAACAAAUUCAUGAAAGCCCGCUCUUCGAUGAGGAAGAAAGCAUUAAAUUUUAAAAGAAUGAGUAAUUUUAAAUGAAUUAAUAUACUUAUCAAGCUUAAUAAUUUGAAAAUAAUUCUUUUUAUCCUCAAUGCGCCAAUUAAUAAUACCAAGUUAAAUAAUAAAAAUAUUCAAACUAUUUUGACAAUUAUAUUUAUACAGAAAAUGAUUUUGAAGAAUAGGAAGGUCUAUUUAAUUAAGAAUCUUCUUAAUAAUAAAAUUAUAGUCAAUUUGAAAUUUAUUAACAGAUGAAUUAAAAAAUGUUUAACAAUAACAACUUUAUUCCUAUUAACUUUACAUAAACAUAAGAAUAAACAGUAACUUUAUAACCAUUAAUUAAUGGCUAAAAUACUCGAAAUAACUGUUAAAUUGAAUAAAUUAAACCUAUACAACUUAAUUAGCUUGAAGAUAAUUAAUAAUAAUUAGAAUAAUAAUAAGAAAUUCAAAACGAUCUCUAAAAAUUUGAUGUUUCAAUUGAGAAUAAAACAAUAGUUUCAAUUGAGAAUAAAACAAUAGUUUCAAUUGAGAAUAAAACAAUAAAAAAAAGAAACAGAAAAAGAAAGCAAAACUUAGUAGGAGAAGAUUAGUGCUAAGAAACUAAAAAUAUAGCAAAUAACAUUUUCAUAUUUUUAUUUGAAUAGAUAAAAGAAUAUGGUUAUGAAAUAAAAUAAACUUAAAAAGGCUACAUAUCUAUAAGCAACUUUAAUAAAAUUUUGACUGAAGAGUUGAAAAAAUAACCUGAUUUAAAGAAAAUUUUAUUAGAUAUUGUAAAUUCAAGCUUAAUAAAAAAAGCAACAAAUACUAAUAACUACAAAACAAUGUUCAAAGUUAUUAAAUAUAAAGCAGGUCUAGAAGUCAUGAUACAGAAUCCUGGCAAAUUUAGAUCAAUAAAAGAAGCUACUAAUUAUGCUUUUUAAAAAUAAUAAAAAUGA